This is a messenger RNA of Rhinopithecus roxellana (golden snub-nosed monkey), 4496 nucleotides long. RefSeq names its product BRCA1 interacting protein C-terminal helicase 1 (gene BRIP1). The record is from RefSeq and is a predicted model, not a curated record. The transcript is spliced from 19 exons. Gene Ontology annotation, biological process: double-strand break repair involved in meiotic recombination; nucleotide-excision repair. Gene Ontology annotation, cellular component: nucleus. Gene Ontology annotation, molecular function: ATP binding; DNA helicase activity; DNA binding. NCBI's taxonomy places the organism in Eukaryota, Metazoa, Chordata, Mammalia, Primates, Cercopithecidae. The coding region runs from base 31 to 3684 and encodes 1217 amino acids.
UUAGGAAUCUGAAAUAAACAGGAAAGCACUAUGUCUUCGAUGUGGUCUGAAUAUACAAUCGGUGGGGUGAAGAUUUACUUUCCUUAUAAAGCUUACCCAUCACAGCUUGCUAUGAUGAAUUCUAUUCUCAGAGGAUUAAACAGUAAGCAACAUUGUUUGUUGGAGAGUCCCACAGGAAGUGGAAAAAGCUUAGCCUUACUUUGUUCUGCUUUAGCAUGGCAACAGUCUCUUAGUGAGAAGCCAGCAGAUGAGGGCGUAAGUGAAAAAACUGAAGUACCAUUGUCAUGUUGUUGUACAUGCCAUUCAAAAGAUUUUACAAACAAUGACAUGAACCAAGGAACUUCACGUCAUUUCAACUAUCCAAGCACACCACCUUCUGAAAGAAACAGUACUUCAUUAACUUGUCAAGACUCCCCUGAAAAAACCACUCUGGCUGCAAAGUUAUCUGCUAAGAAGCAGGCAUCCAUAUACAGAGAUGAAAAUGAUGAUUUUCAAGUAGAGAAGAAAAGAAUUCGACCCUUAGAAACUACGCAGCAGAUUAGAAAACGUCAUUGCUUUGGAACGGAAGUACACAAUUUGGAUGCAAAAGUUGAUUCAGGAAAGACUGUAAAACUCAACUCCCCAUCGGGAAAGAUAAACUCCUUUUCUCCACGGAAACCCCCUGGCCACUGUUCUAGGUGCUGUUGUUCUACUAAACAAGGAAACAGUCAAGAGUCGUCGAAUACCAUUAAGAAGGAUCAUGCAGGGAAAUCCAAGAUACCCAAAAUAUAUUUUGGGACACGCACACACAAGCAGAUUGCUCAGAUUACUAGAGAGCUCCGGAGGACAGCAUAUUCAAGGGUCCCGAUGACUAUUCUUUCCAGCAGGGAUCAUACUUGUGUCCAUCCUGAGGUAGUUGGUAACUUCAACAGAAAUGAGAAGUGCAUGGAGUUGCUAGAUGGGAGAAAUGGAAAAUCCUGCUAUUUUUAUCAUGGAGUUCAUAAAAUUAGUGAUCAGCACACAUUACAGACUUUCCAAGGGAUGUGCAAAGCCUGGGAUAUAGAAGAACUUGUCAGCCUGGGGAAGAAACUAAAGGCCUGUCCAUAUUACACAGCCCGAGAACUAAUACAAGAUGCUGACAUCAUAUUUUGUCCCUACAACUAUCUUCUAGAUGCACAAAUAAGGGAAAGUAUGGAUUUAAAUCUGAAAGAACAGGUUGUCAUUUUAGAUGAAGCUCAUAACAUCGAGGACUGUGCUCGGGAAUCAGCAAGUUACAGUGUAACAGAAGUUCAGCUUCGGUUUGCUCGGGAUGAACUAGAUAGUAUGGUCAACAAUAAUAUAAGGAGGAAAGAUCAUGAACCCCUACGAGCUGUGUGCUAUAGCCUCAUUAAUUGGUUAGAAGCAAACUCUGAAUAUCUUGUAGAAAGAGAUUAUGAAUCAGCUUGUAAAAUAUGGAGUGGAAAUGAAAUGCUCUUGAAUUUACACAAAAUGGGCAUCACCACUGCUACUUUUCCCAUUUUGCAGGGACAUUUUUCUGCUGUUCUUCAAAAAGAGGAAAAAAUCUCACCAAUUUAUGGUAAAGAGGAGGCAAGAGAAGUACCUAUUAUUAGUGCAUCAACUCAAAUAAUGCUUAAAGGACUUUUUAUGGUGCUUGACUAUCUUUUUAGGCAAAAUAGCAGAUUUGCAGAUGAUUAUAAAAUUGCGAUUCAACAGACUUACUCCUGGACAAAUCAGAUUGAUAUUUCAGAUAAAAAUGGGUUGUUGGUUCUACCAAAAAAUAAGAAACAUUCACGACAGAAAACUGCAGUUCGUGUGCUAAACUUUUGGUGCUUAAAUCCAGCUGUGGCCUUUUCAGAUAUUAAUGGCAAAGUUCAGACUAUUGUUUUGACAUCUGGUACAUUAUCACCAAUGAAAUCCUUUUCGUCAGAACUUGGUGUUACAUUUACUGUCCAGCUGGAGGCUAAUCAUGUCAUUAAAAAUUCACAGGUUUGGGUUGGUACCAUUGGGUCAGGCCCCAAGGGUCGGAAUCUCUGUGCUACCUUCCAGAAUACUGAAACAUUUGAGUUCCAAGAUGAAGUGGGGGCACUUUUGUUAUCUGUGUGCCAGACUGUGAGCCAAGGAAUUUUGUGUUUCUUGCCAUCUUACAAGUUACUAGAAAAAUUAAAAGAACGUUGGCUCUCUACUGGUUUAUGGCAUAAUCUGGAGUUGGUGAAGACAGUCAUUGUAGAACCACAGGGAGGAGAAAAAACAAAUUUUGAUGAAUUACUGCAGGUGUACUAUGACGCAAUCAAAUACAAAGGAGAGAAAGAUGGAGCUCUCCUGGUAGCAGUUUGUCGUGGUAAAGUGAGUGAGGGUCUGGAUUUCUCAGAUGACAAUGCCCGUGCUGUCAUAACAAUAGGAAUUCCUUUUCCAAAUGUGAAAGAUCUACAGGUUGAACUAAAACGACGAUACAAUGACCACCAUUCAAAAUUGAGAGGUCUUUUACCUGGCCGUCAGUGGUAUGAAAUUCAAGCUUACAGGGCCUUAAACCAGGCCCUUGGUAGAUGUAUUCGACACCAAAAUGAUUGGGGAGCUCUUAUUCUAGUGGAUGAUCGCUUUAGGAAUAACCCAAGUCGCUAUAUAUCUGGACUUUCUAAAUGGGUACGGCAGCAGAUUCAGCACCAUUCAACCUUUGAAAGUGCACUGGAGUCCUUGGCUGAAUUUUCCAAAAAGCAUCAAAAAGUUCUUAAUGUAUCCAUAAAGGACAGAACGAAUGUGCAGGACACUGAGUCCACACUUGAAGUGACCUCUUUAAAGUACAGUACCCCACCUUAUUUAUUGGAAGCAGCAAGUCAUCUAUCACCAGAAAAUUUUGUGGAAGAUGAAGCAAAGAUGUGUGUCCAGGAACUGCAGUGUCCUAAAAUUAUUACUAAAAAUUCACCUCUGCCAAGUGGCAUUAUCUCCAGAAAGGAGAAAAAUGAUCCAGUAUUGCUGGAAGAAGCAGUGAAAGCAGAAAAAAUUGUGAUUUCCAGAUCUACAAGCCCAACUUUCAACAAACAAACAAAGAGAAUUAGCUGGUCAAGCUUUAAUUCUUUGGAACAGUAUUUUACUGGUAAAAUACCGAAGGCAACACCUGAGCUCGGGUCAUCAGAGAAUAGUGCCUCUAGUCCUCCCCGUUUCAAAGCAGAAAAGAUGGAAAGUAAAACUGUUUUGCCAUUCACUGAUAAAUGUGAAUCCUCAAAUCUGACAGUAAACACAUCGUUUGGAUCAUGUCCUCAAUCAGAAACCAUUAUUUCAUCAUUAAAGAUUGAUGCCACCCUUACUAGAAAAAAUCAUUCUGAACAUCCGCUCUGUUCUGAAGAAGCCCUGGAUCCAGACAUUGAACUGUCUCUAGUAAGUGAGGAAGAUAAACAGUCCACUUCAAAUAGAGAUUUUGAAACAGAAGCAGAAGAUGAAUCUAUCUAUUUUACACCUGAACUUUAUGAUCCUGAAGAUACAGAUGAAGAAAAAAAUGACCUAGCCGAAACUGAUGGAGGAAAUAGAUUGGCUAACAAUUCAGACUGCAUUUUAGCUAAAGACCUUUUUGGAAUUAGAACUAUAAAAGAAGGAGAUUCAGCCAGAGAAGUGAAAGCUGAGGAUUGCACAGAUACAAAGUUGAAUGGAAUUCUGCAUAUUGAAGAAAGUAAAAUUGAUGACAUUGAUGGUAAAAACAACUUUGAUAAAUGAACUGGAACUGGGAAAAACUCAUGAAAUAGAAAUAAAGAACUUUAAACCGUCUCCUUCCAAAACUAAAACUAAAGGCGUGUUUCCUGGUUUUAAGUAAUAAUACUUAACUCUCAAGCGAAGUAAAAAUAUGUCAUCAUGCUUAUGUUAAACUCUGUUGUAAGUAAUGUGUACAUUGAAUAAGUGGCAUACUUUUUAAAAAACUAUUUUAUGUUCAGAAAUGUAAAUUUUAUUAUUCUUGAGUUUGGGGUUUUUUUUUGUUUUGUUUUGUUUUUUGAGACGAAGUCUUGGUCUGUUUCCCAGGCUGGAAUGCAGUGGCAUGCUCUCGGCUCACUGCAACCUCCACCUCCAGGUUCAAGCAAUUCUCCUGCCUCAGCCUCCUGAGUAGCUGGGACUACAGGUGUGCACCACCAUGCCUGGCUAGUUUUUGUAUUUUUAAUAGAGAUGGGGUUUCACCAUGUUGGCCAGGCUGGUCUCAAAUUCUUGACCUAGUGAUCUGCCCUUCUCUGCCUCCCGAAGUGCUGGGAUUACAGGCAUGAGCCACUGUGCCUGGCCUAUUCUUGAGUUUUUAUAAAGUAAUUCAUACAAAAUAUUGUCCUCAAAUAAGUCUUCCUUAGCUAAAUGCAAUUUAAAAUUAUUCAAAGAUAUUUAGAGUUUCCUAGGGCACGUCUAGUUUCACGUAAAUAUUCAUAUUAGGUGGUUCUCUUCAUCCAUUUGUUUUCAUACUGAUACAUAAAGAUUAAUAGCAGUCUAAUCUAGUCACACCUCAGUCAUAUUUCACUGUAGAUUUUACCUCAGAUCAGUCCGAGACAUUU